CCAUCUCAACCCUUUCUCCGCCGCAACAAAACAUGUUCAUACUCGCCGGAAAACUCCUCUUAUGGUUUUCUUUUGUUUUUAUGUAUUUAAUCGAUACCACCGUUUUAGCUCAACCCAAUUUCAUUUACCAUGACUGUACAGAAUCCGGUAAUUUUACCAGAAACGGUACAUAUGAAAGAAAUCUCGCCGCCACCCUCUUGGCCCUCCCCACCACCAACUCCGGCUUUGGUUUCUACAAUCUCUCCUCCGGUCAAGGCAGCGAUACAGUCAACUCUAUUGCCCUUUGUAGAGGCGACGUGGAGCCAAAUGUCUGUCGGAGUUGUCUAAAUGACUCCAUUCUCAAAUUAAGACUACUUUGCCCUAACCAAAAGGAAGCAAUAGGAUACUACGACUAUUGUUUGUUGAGAUACUCCAAUCAGACUAUUCUGGGAAACACUCAAAGACCGCCGUCUCUGUUUUUGUUCAACACCCAAAACGCGUCGGAUCAAGAUGGGUUCAAUAGGGCACUGCGACCAUUGAUGAAUCCGCUGACACUCGAUGCAGCUGCAGGAGGUCCGCUUAUUAAGUUUGCCACCGGAAACACGACGACACCGGAUUUUACAAGAAUCUAUGGGCUUGUUCAGUGUACUCCAGAUUUAACAGAGGGGCAGUGCAGUAGUUGCUUGGAAGAUGCAAUCAAUCGGUCUGUGAUUUCGUUUAGGGGGGCAAUUGGAGGGCAAUCUCUUCAACCCAUGUGUAAAUUUAGAUACGAGAUAAAUCGAUUUUAUAACGGGAGUACGUUAGACAUCCCUCCACCACCAUCUUCGUCACCAACACCACCGCCAAUUUUGCAGGCAUCUCCGCCAAUUCCACCACCACAUAAAAAGACAAACACGACAAGAACCGUGAUAGUUGUUUCUAUUGUGGCAUUCAGCAUCGUCAUGAUAAUUGCAUCCAUUUGCUUCUUCGUAAGAUUGAAGAAGAAAAAGCAACAAAUGCCACUGACCGAAAAUACAGAGACUGAAACUAUGGAUAUGAGCAUAGCUGAAUCUUUACAAUACAACUUUAGCAUAGUGAGAGCAGCCACAAAUGACUUCUCUGAAGACAAUAAGCUCGGAAGAGGUGGAUUUGGAACUGUUUACAAGGGUAUGCUCGGAGACGGACAGCAAAUAGCAGUAAAGAGGCUAGCGUGGGAUUCUGGGCAAGGUGACCUAGAAUUCAAGAAUGAGGUUUUAUUGGUUGCAAAGCUUCAACAUCGUAAUUUGGUUAGGCUGCUUAAUGGUUUUAGCUUACAAGGAAGAGAACGAAUUCUCAUUUACGAGUACCUGCCAAAUAUUAGUCUGGAUCAUUUUCUAUUUGAUCGAACUAAAUGUGCACUUCUUGAUUGGGAAAAUCGAUACAAGAUCAUCAAAGGCAUUGCCAAGGGACUCCUAUACCUUCAUGAAGACUCCCGUCUAAGGAUAAUUCAUCGCGAUUUGAAAGCUAGUAAUGUUUUAUUAGAUGCACAAAUGAACGCUAAAAUUGCAGAUUUUGGCAUGGCAAGGUUGUUUAAACCUGAGGAAACUCAAGGCGACACAAAGCGAAUUGUGGGAACCUAUGGUUAUAUGGCACCAGAAUAUGCCAUGCAUGGCCAAUUCUCGGUAAAAUCAGAUGUCUUUAGCUUCGGAGUACUGGUGUUAGAGAUGGUAACAGGUCAAAAGAACCAAUGUUUUCGAGAAGGAGAAAACAUUGAAGACCUUCUUAGCUUUGCGUGGAAAUGUUGGCGGAAAGGGACAACGUCAAAUAUGAUAGAUCCCACAUUGAAGACGGGAUCAGGUUCAUUGCGUGACAUCAUUAGAUGUAUUCAUAUUGGGUUAUUAUGCGUUCAAGAAAAUGUUAUUGAUAGGCCGACCAUGGCUUCAGUUGUUCUUAUGCUUAAUAGCUUCUCUCUCACGCUUUCAAUGCCAUCAGAGCCUGCAUUUUUCAUGCGUAGUAGCAUUGAUCCUGAAAUGCCACUCCUUCAAGAGUACACUUCGUCGACAGGGAGCAGUGGUUUAGAAAAAAAUAAAAUGUCAAAAUCAAGAUCGAGAUCAUCCCAAUAUUCAGUAAAUGAUGUUUCAAUAACGGAGAUAGUUCCUAGAUAGGUCGUGAGAAAGCACUUAUGUGUAUAUUUAUGUUUAAAAAUUUACUUGAUUUUACCACUUGAA
Messenger RNA from Cynara cardunculus var. scolymus (artichoke), 2165 nucleotides. Its product is annotated as putative receptor-like protein kinase At4g00960. Gene Ontology annotation, biological process: protein phosphorylation. Gene Ontology annotation, molecular function: ATP binding; protein kinase activity. The record is from RefSeq and is a predicted model, not a curated record. NCBI's taxonomy places the organism in Eukaryota, Viridiplantae, Streptophyta, Magnoliopsida, Asterales, Asteraceae.